AUGUCUACAGAGGUACUACAAACUGAGCAGCUGUAUGGAAAUUACCAUUUGGGGAAGGUUUCAGAUGUCAUAAAGACAUACAGAAUCUAUGGGCAGUCUACAGGCUUCAAAAGAGUCACUUUGAGGGUGAAAAGGGAUGCAACCAUGUGCACAGAGGCAUUUUGGGACCACAGUGCAGGAGAUACAGUGCCACUAAGGAGCCUGUGGCUGAGAUCCAAACUCAGCUCAAAACCUCGGCAGCCUGCCCGAUUAGGGCAGAAAAGGGGCUUGUUGCACCAAUCAGAGCAGCUCGGCAUCCCUUUCGUGCCGUUCGGAGGUGCAACCGUGCCAAAUUUCCGCAUGGAUGCACCUCCGAACGGCAUCUGGGCGCUUGAUGGGCGCUUAACCCAGGAAAAAGCGUAA
Molecule: messenger RNA, 402 nt
Organism: Fomitopsis serialis
Lineage: Eukaryota; Fungi; Basidiomycota; Agaricomycetes; Polyporales; Fomitopsidaceae
Exons: 6
Coding region: 1-402 (133 amino acids)
Source: RefSeq, a predicted model, not a curated record